Messenger RNA from Cucurbita moschata (crookneck pumpkin), 552 nucleotides. Its product is annotated as F-box protein At5g49610-like. The coding region runs from base 1 to 552 and encodes 183 amino acids. The record is from RefSeq and is a predicted model, not a curated record. Gene Ontology annotation, molecular function: protein binding. NCBI's taxonomy places the organism in Eukaryota, Viridiplantae, Streptophyta, Magnoliopsida, Cucurbitales, Cucurbitaceae. The transcript has a single exon.
AUGGAGAUUCUAUCUUGGCUUCCGCCCGAGACUCUGCUCCGUUUCAAGUCCGUUCACAAAUCUUGGUAUGCUCUAAUCAACGAUCCUAAAUUCAUAUUAAAGCAUUUUUUGAAUUCUCCUCAAUACAAUCACAUAUUUCUCAAGCGGAUUGUGGAGAUAGACUAUGAUAAAGAUAAAAGUACGUUCUCCAUUCUCAAUUUUUCUCUUGAUCCAUACCUGUUCGUUCUGGAUAUAGAUUUAUCAGACUAUCAAUAUUCUCAAUAUUUUGAAAUUCAUGGCCAUUCUCACUGUAUGGUUUGCGUCGCCGAUGUUAUGAAUGUUUCGAAUGUUUUCCUUUGUAACCCAGCAACUAGAGAGUUUCGUAAACUCCCACCGUCCAUUUUUCCCGUUUAUACCAUCACUGAUGCCUCUCCCCGUCCUAUUUGUUACGAGUUGAUAAUGCAAGCGUCAGAUUUGGGUACGAUGCAAAUUCCAUACGAUGUAAAUUCCAGGGAUUUUAAAGUGGUUAGAGUUGUGGAUAUUGUUGGACUCCGUCGUGGAUAUCCGGUUUGA